Messenger RNA from Cydia strobilella, 710 nucleotides. RefSeq names its product small ribosomal subunit protein uS10m (gene mRpS10). Gene Ontology annotation, cellular component: mitochondrial small ribosomal subunit; mitochondrion. The record is from RefSeq and is a predicted model, not a curated record. The transcript has 3 exons. Lineage: Eukaryota; Metazoa; Arthropoda; Insecta; Lepidoptera; Tortricidae. Bases 146 to 661 code for a protein of 171 amino acids.
AUAGUGGUACUGGUUGGUCGGAUUUGGGUAUUUUGGGCCCCAAGACCCAAUUAUUUUGUUAAUAUUUAGAUAUUUAAGGACCCGUUACAAAUAAAAUAAUCUCUAUAUUGUAAUUAGUUGUAAAAAACAUCUCAUAUAAAUUAAAAUGAACGUAUUAAAGGGUAUUUGGAAGACCUCGCCGCUGAUUAGGAGCACCAUAGCCACAAAUUAUGCCGCUCUCCGACCUCUUUCCACUGUCACGCCCACUCCAGUACCAAAGACGAUUCAGGACAUCCCUAGCACAGUGGAGCUGGACAAGUUGUAUAAAAAAGUUGAGUUGGAAAUGAGAGGCAUAGAUCCUGCAGUGCUGCUCAGUUACUCCUGGUUUUGUGUGGCUGCCGCGUCGCAUUUAGGGAUUGAGGUGACGAAAAGCUUUGCACCCAGGAAAGCUGAAAAGGAGAGGCAUACCCUUCUCCGAUGCGUUCACAUCUACAAAAAGCACAAAGUCCAAUAUGAGAUCCGGACAUACUUUAGGUUCAUCCAUCUACAGAGGCUCACCGGCUCCACGUGUGACACAUACCUGGAGUACAUUGAAAGGAAUCUUCCAGAAGGUUGCGCUUUGAAAGUCACUAAAGUUGAAUGUCAGAAGCUACCGGAUCACAUCACCCCACCCACAGAAUAGUUAUUGUAAAUAUAGUGUAGAAAGUUUAGAAUAAAAGUUUAAGUAUGAA